This is a messenger RNA of Puntigrus tetrazona (Sumatra barb), 2341 nucleotides long. RefSeq names its product X-ray radiation resistance associated 1 (gene xrra1). Gene Ontology annotation, cellular component: nucleus. The record is from RefSeq and is a predicted model, not a curated record. The transcript is spliced from 17 exons. Lineage: Eukaryota; Metazoa; Chordata; Actinopteri; Cypriniformes; Cyprinidae. The coding region runs from base 88 to 2073 and encodes 661 amino acids. Gene Ontology annotation, molecular function: protein binding.
GCAAGACAGACGCGUCUUAAAAUAUUCGAGACAAAACGCAAAGGCUCAGUGGUCCCAAGUAAAUGAGGUAUCGGCUUCCUGAAAGAAAUGACAGGACUGGGGAUUUACAAACUGGACAAAGGACAAAGUUACCCAUCAAACUGUUUCCCAAUAAGAUCAUUUUUUCAUCCAAGAAAUGAAGGGGCUGGACACUGGCUUGUAGCAAACAGAAAUAUUUUGGAUGAAAGAACAUCAAAAAGGAAAAACAUUUCAGAAUCACCUUUUGAAGUGCAGAAACACGAAAAGAGACGACCGGAGAGUGCUCGCAACACUUUAGAUGCUCAGCGUUUGCUUGCUUUGCAUUGUGUGGAUAAGCCCUCCGACCUCUGUUCUGUUAACAUCAGUGGCCAGCGUUUGCAAACGGUCAAACCUGAGGAUUUUCACGAAUUUGAUAAUAUGGCAUACAUAAAUGCUUCUGAUAACCAUUUACCCUUAGAACCGUUUGCCAGAUUUCCUGCACUGAGGGAAUUGGAGCUGUCACUGAACAGUGUUCAUGAUUUGGAAAUUCAUGCUGAAGACUUCCAGAAACUGGAGGUGUUGGAUUUAUCCUUCAAUAACUUAACAGGAGAAAGUAUAUUAAAUCUAGGCCUGCUACCGCAUCUGAAGGUGCUCCACCUGACUGGAAACCAGCUGGAGAUGCUUCCACUCAAUAUAGCUGGUACCAGCCCCGGAGAAAACACAGAGCAAAGUGUCUCACUAUUUCAAACUCUGGAGGUACUGAUGCUUGACGACAAUAAAUUAUCUUCUCCGGAAGUGUUUAUGAGCCUUGCUAACCUAAAGAGACUUCGUCAUCUCAACUUACAAAGCAAUUAUAUCUCAGGAGUCCCAUUCUUAGAACAGAUGGCAACACUACCAGAUGCCCAGACAGGCAUUAUGCCACAGAACAUCGGACAGAAGGAGGACAAAGCAAGGACAAGUCUUGAAAUGCAUGCUGGGGCCUCACAAUACUAUCAGAGAAAGGACAAUGUAUGUGUUCUGGGUCUCCAUCUACCUUUUCCAGAACUUCGUCAUCUAAAUUUGGCCAACAAUGAGAUAGCUGAGGAAGAGGCAUUGUUGCCCGUGGCAUUGUUUUCAAAGCUCAGCGAGCUUGUUAUUCACUCAAACCCCUUGACGACACAGAGAAGUGGCGAUCCACCAAUGCUGACCUGUUUUCUUCAAGACAAGCUGGCUAUUAAGAUCACACGCAAAAAAACAACAAAUCCCACUAGGCGACACAUUAUACUCCCUAAACGAAAGGAGAAAGCCGCUCUUCCAAACACACCAAAAUUUCCUUCGAUCACGGCGAAUCAACACGCUGCAGAAACGCUCUUCUCCAAGAAAUACACCGGACAAGAUAAUCCUCUACCCUUAGAGUAUGGGUUAACUCAUGUGUUUGGCUUCCCUUCUCAAGCAAGCAUUGACGACGAGGAAGACAUCGCCAUAGGCCAAGAGCAUUUUGACUUGACAAGUGCAGACAUAUUCUUUGAGACACAUCGAAAUGCAGAGCCGUUCUUUGUGACAGAGCUAAAUGGCUUAAAUGAAUCUGAAUACCAAGAAGAUCUCGAUGAUUCGAAGGAAACCAAGCUGGAAAAAAGCAGCAAAGCGUGUCCAGAAAAAUUUAUCGGUUAUGAAAUCUUACUUGAUGACACGUCUGAGCCAGAAAUGCCAGAGUUUACUGGAAUACAACAAGCUGUUAGCGUUUUGGAGCACGUGCUGAAAAACCUGCUCGUGUAUAGAGAUUCUAAAGCAAAUCUGGACCUUCCUCAGAAGCCGUACACCGAAAGAGAGAAAAAGAUUAAAAAUUUACCUCCUUUGGGGCCGAGGAAGUCGAGGGGAGAAAAAGUUGAAGAACUUCUCACCCAAAUAAAGGAGGCGAAAACAAUAAGCGAAGUUCCAUUAGAUAAUGUACUCGAAGGACGGAAUGGUAUUUUUAAGAGAGAAUACGAGGAAGCAUUGACGCUACUGAAGGACAUGAAGAGGAAGUACAGCAUGGCUUACCUGAAAAGAGUGGAACAGGCAGCACAGAUUGAGACUGAGAUGCAUAAUCUAAACUAGCAGGUGCUUUGCUUUCUGCUUUUUCAUGAAGGAGUUUUGUAAUAACACACUAUUAGGAUAUUAGAGACAUGGUGACAAAAUUGUGAUCUUUUUGUUUGGUUACAAAUAAACAGUAUAUGUCAUUGCUGUCAAAUAUAUUGACUUUGCAAUAAAUGUAUUCUCAUCAUGUUUUGAGAGUUUAUAUAUCUAUAAGGGCAUAUGUUUCUCUGAAAUUAACGGUAUAUUCCUUGAGGGAUUGCCUCAAAGACCAUUUCACAUCAAAAAUUAG